CUGUUGUGCAAACUGCAGUCAUCCACUCCUGGAUGAAGUAUGAACCUCCACUGAACGAUGAGUCGACAUGCCGAGUGGAUCAGUGAAAUUGCAGAGCAUUAAAAAACUGGGACAGGAGAACCAGAGCUAUGAGUUUUCAGACGAAGAACCAGCUGGUUCCUACAUGAGCAUGACAACAUCCAAAGAGGAUGAGAAAGGGAAAGAAAAUGCAGAGCUGCCAGCCAUAAGGGUCGGCUUCUUUCAGCUGUUCCGCUUUGCCUCAUGCAACGAGGUGCUGAUGAUGGUGAUGGGAAGCGUGUGCGCGGUGCUGCACGGCUCGGCCCAGCCCCUCAUGCUGCUGGUGUUCGGCCUGCUCACAGACACCUUCAUCGAGUACGACAUCGAGCUGAACGAGCUGAGGGAUGACAGGAAGGAGUGUGUGAACAACACGAUCCAGUGGAAGAGGAACUACACUGAAGUGUUUGAACAGAACCAGACAGGCUGGGGCCUCAUGAACAAUGCAACAUGGGAGAUGCUGACACCUCUGACGCCGAGGUCGUGUGGGGUUCUCGACAUUGAAUAUGAAAUGACCCUGUUUGCCUUCUAUUAUGUUGGAAUUGGAGCAGCUGUGUUCUUGCUGGGAUACUUCCAGAUCUCCCUAUGGGUGACAGCAGCUGCCAGACAGAUCCAGCUCAUCAGGAGGAUGUACUUCAGUAAAGUGAUGAGGAUGGAGAUCGGCUGGUUUGACUGCACGUCUGUUGGGGAGCUCAACACACGCAUGUCAGAUGAUAUCAACAAGAUCAAUGACGCCAUGGCGGACCAGGUCGCUAUUUUCCUGCAGCGCUUCACUACAUUCGUGUGUGGGUUCUGUGUUGGAUUCGUAAAAGGAUGGAAGCUAACACUCGUCAUUGUCGCGGCAAGUCCACUGAUUGGUCUUGGAGCUGGUCUCAUGGCUUGGUUCGUGGCUAAGCUAACAGGCUUGGAGCUGCAGGCGUACGCCAAAGCUGGGGCCGUAGCCGACGAGGUCCUCUCCUCCAUCAGGACGGUGUCUGCUUUUGGUGGAGAGUUCAAAGAAGUGCAGAGGUACGACAAGAACUUGAUCUCGGCGCAGAGCAUGGGCAUCAGGAAGGGUCUCAUCAUGGGCUUCUUCACCGGGUACAUGUGGAUGAUUAUCUUUCUGUGCUAUGGGCUGGCCUUCUGGUACGGCUCCGGUUUGGUGGUGGAUGCUCAGGAGUACACACCUGGAACACUCCUGCAGGUCUUCUUUGGCGUCCUGAUAGCAGCUAUGAAUUUGGGCCAAGCCUCCCCAUGUCUGGAAGCGUUCGCCGCCGGCCGAGGCGCCGCCACCAUCAUCUUUGAGACCAUUGACAGAGAGCCGCAGAUUGAUUGUUUAUCUGAGGCUGGAUACAAGCUCGACAGGGUCAAAGGAGAUAUUGAGUUUCACAAUGUGACCUUCUACUACCCCUCAAGACCCGAAGUCAAGAUCUUGGACCAGCUCAGUGUGCCGGUGAAGUCAGGGGAGACUACGGCCUUUGUGGGCCCGAGUGGAGCAGGAAAGAGUACAGCUGUUCAGCUCAUUCAGCGCUUCUACGACCCUAAAGAGGGAAUGGUGACCCUGGAUGGUCAUGACAUCAGAGGGUUGAACAUCCAAUGGCUGCGCUCAUUGAUUGGCAUAGUGGAGCAGGAGCCUGUGCUGUUCGCAACCACUAUUGCUGAGAAUAUACGCUACGGGCGACCAGGUGUUUCCAUGGAGGACAUAAUCGCCGCCACUAAGGAGGCCAACGCCUACAACUUCAUCAUGGACCUGCCACAGAAGUUCGACACCUUGGUGGGUGAAGGUGGAGGUCAGAUGAGCGGAGGUCAGAAGCAGCGAAUCGCCAUCGCCAGAGCGCUGGUCAGAAACCCUCGUAUCCUGCUGCUGGACAUGGCGACCUCUGCCCUCGACAAUGAGAGCGAAGCUGUGGUACAAGAAGCUCUGGAUAAAGUACGCCUGGGCCGCACCACCAUCUCCAUCGCUCACCGGCUGUCCACCAUAAAAAACGCUGACGUGAUCGUUGGCUACGAGCACGGCCGAGCUGUAGAGAGAGGCAAACACAACGAGUUACUGGAGAGGAAGGGGGUCUACUUCACUCUGGUCACCCUGCAGAGCCAGGGAGACAAGGCUCUGAAUGAGAAGGCCCGGCAGAUGGCAAACAAGGAAGAAGAGCCAGAGAAGCAGAGUCUAUCCAGAGCAGGCAGCUAUCGUGCCAGCUUGAGGGCCUCAAUCCGCCAGCGGUCCCGAUCCCAGCUGUCCAAUCUGAUCCCAGAAGCCUCUGUUCCCAUCACUGGAGAUCUCGGCCCCAGAGCCUACUCUGUGUCACAGGCAGACAAAUCAAAGAUCCCAGAGGAGGAGGAAGAAGAACCUGUGGAGCCAGCUCCAGUUGCAAGGAUCCUGAAGUACAACAUACCUGAGUGGCCUUAUAUGCUUUUUGGGUCCAUUGGGGCGGCCAUCAACGGGGGAGUCAACCCUGUGUACGCCUUGCUCUUCAGUCAGAUCUUGGCGACUUUCUCAGUUACAGAUCCUGUGGCUCAGAGGAAGGAGAUUGAUAGUAUCUGCCUGUUCUUUGUCAUGGUUGGCGUGGUCUCUUUCUUCACUCAGAUGCUGCAGGGUUAUGCUUUCUCUAAGUCUGGGGAGCUGCUGACGCGCAGGUUGCGGCGGCUCGGCUUCCACGCCAUGCUGGGCCAGGAGAUCGGCUGGUUUGAUGAUCACAGGAACAGCCCAGGGGCGCUGACCACGCGGCUAGCUACGGACGCCUCGCAAGUUCAAGGAGCUACAGGCUCACAGAUCGGCAUGAUCGUGAACUCGCUAACCAACAUCGGCGUGGCCGUCAUCAUGUCCUUCUACUUCAGCUGGAAGCUAACGAUGCUCAUCAUGUGCUUCCUGCCUUUCAUCGCUCUGUCAGGCGGCUUCCAGGCUAAGAUGCUCACAGGGUUCGCAAAGGAGGACAAGAUAGCCAUGGAGGCUGCUGGACGGAUUUCUGGCGAGGCAUUAAACAACAUCCGGACCAUCGCGGGCCUGGGGAAGGAGAGGAGUUUCGUGGAUAUGUACAAUGCCCAGCUAGAGGCGCCGUACAGAGCAGCGUUGAAGAAGGCCAAUGUUUACGGCGCCUGCUAUGGAUUCGCGCAGUGCGUCGUCUUCCUGACUAACUCCGCCUCCUACAGGUUUGGAGGGUACCUGGUGCGACAGGAGGGGCUUCACUUCAGCUUGGUGUUCAGGGUGAUCUCAGCUAUCGUCACCAGCGGCACAGCCUUGGGCAGAGCCUCCUCAUACACGCCUGACUACGCCAAGGCCAAGAUCUCCGCCGCUCGCUUCUUCCAGCUGCUGGACCGUGUGCCUCAGAUCAGCGUCUACAGCGCUAAGGGAGAUAAAUGGGAUAACUUCCAGGGGAACCUUGACUUCAUCGACUGUAACUUCACCUACCCCACCAGGCCAGACAUCCAGGUCCUGAAUGGGCUGAAUGUGUCGGUGAAGCCCGGACAGACGCUGGCCUUCGUGGGCAGCAGCGGUUGUGGGAAGAGCACCAGCAUUCAGCUGCUGGAGAGAUUUUACGAUCCUGACCAGGGCAGAGUGGUGAUUGAUGGCCACGACUCCACCCGCGUCAACGUGGCCUUCCUGCGCUCCAAGAUCGGCAUCGUGUCCCAGGAGCCCAUCCUGUUCGACUGCAGCAUCGCCGACAACAUCAAGUACGGAGACAACAUGCGGGAGAUGGGCUUGAACGAGGUCAUGUCGGCCGCCAAGAAGGCACAGCUCCACGACUUUGUGAUGUCACUACCCGAGAAAUAUGACACCAACGUUGGGGCCCAGGGCUCUCAGCUGUCCCGCGGUCAGAAGCAGCGCAUCGCCAUCGCCCGCGCCAUCAUCCGUGACCCCAAGAUCCUCCUCCUGGAUGAGGCCACCUCCGCCCUGGACACGGAGAGCGAGAAGACGGUGCAAGAAGCCCUUGACAAAGCCAGAGAAGGCCGGACCUGCAUCGUCAUCGCUCACCGCCUGUCCACCAUCCAGAACUCGGACAUCAUCGCCGUGAUGUCUCGAGGCUAUCUCAUGGAGAAGGGAACACACGACCAGCUGAUGGCUCUGAAGGGAGCGUACUACAAGCUGGUUACCACAGGAGCACCAAUCAGCUAACUGCUCAGGGGACACGAGCAGCCACUUAGCGAGGCAGCGGAGAGGAACAAACGUCAGAGCAGCGAGUGAAGGAGCACCAUACUGAAAAUAUUAAGUAUGCAAGAGUUCAGCGCCAACUAAAGUUACUCAUAGUAUUUAUUUUUGUGUCACGGUGAGGGAUUUUUUGAAGGAAUUUCUUGUGUUUUUUACGGAAGUGUGUUGCAUUCACUUGACAUCAGAGAGUCCCCUCCUUUUUUAAAAAUUUUGAACGUAAAAAUAAAAAUCGGCUUUAUUUUCUGAAUUGACGAAAUACGGUGCCUAAGUUUCUCCAUAGGGUAGCAAUCCAGUAUUAAAGCAUUAGCCCAAUCGCCUUUUUAGUUGCCAUGUAGCUAGCUUGUAUCCAUCAAGCAUGCCCUAUUAAACCUGGUGUAUCACUGCAAUGUUAUGCAGAUGAUAACAAGCUUUAUGUCUAAAACUAGCAGAGCCCAACCUGCCAGUACAACAUACGACAAACUUAUGCUGAUAACAAAGGUUAACGAUACCAUGCAACUACCCUACCGGUAGCUAGCAGCACUGCAAAGUCCACAAGGUGAAAACACAUGGUGCUAGAAAAGGCUACAAGGAAAGGUUGUAGACUUUGCUGAACACAGGAAGACAGUUUACACCUUUUUUUCUUCCGAGACCCCCCAAAACAGGCCGUGCCUUACAUUCUAGUGGGACCUAUAUUCUAGGUUUUACGGUAACUAUAAAGCAACAGCUAGCUUAGCUGGAAAAAGCUGAUCAGCCCAAGUUAACUACUCAACAUGUCAUUUUUCAGUUACUGAGAGUGAAUGGAGGAAGCUAAGGUAAUCAUGUGUUUAGGCUAGCUUGAAAAUUAGCAUACAGGCAUGAUGAUAUUGAGGAUGUUUCCUUACUGUCAAGCUAGCAUUUGUACCAUUUUGUAAACCAAUCAUAUUAUGUUGUAUCUUAUUGUAUAAACUAUUCGUUUCAAUUUUAAUCAGUUCAGUCGUUAAUUCCUCUUAGAUCCUGACUGUGUAUGACUGUAAUUUUAUACGGAUGGUAUUUUUUUUUAUUCUUUAUGUGAAAUUGUAAUAACACUUUUAAAAUGUC
This is a messenger RNA of Notolabrus celidotus (New Zealand spotty), 5233 nucleotides long. Its product is annotated as bile salt export pump-like. The coding region runs from base 68 to 4144 and encodes 1358 amino acids. The record is from RefSeq and is a predicted model, not a curated record. The transcript has 29 exons. Gene Ontology annotation, biological process: transmembrane transport. Gene Ontology annotation, molecular function: ATP binding; ATP hydrolysis activity; ABC-type transporter activity. Gene Ontology annotation, cellular component: membrane. Lineage: Eukaryota; Metazoa; Chordata; Actinopteri; Labriformes; Labridae.